AUGAAGACUCAUCCCGAGCACACGGCCACUGGCCCAUGUGUGGAGCAUACAGACCACCCCACUGGUACGGCUCUUAAGCACGAGGUGCAAACAGGUUUUAUUCUUGCCCAGCCCUUGCGUUAUAAGACGCUGGUUCUCGACCUCGGCGACGUCCUGGCAUUCUACUCCGGCAAAGGACUCGAUCUCCCUAUCAGUGCCUCGCUGAUCGGAAGAAUUCUCAAAUCGACAAGUUGGGGUGAGCUCGAGUGUGGUCGAGUUGCAAGAGAGGAAUGCUUGGCACGAUUGAGCCGCGAUUUUGACGUGGAACCUUCGGGAAUCGAGGAGACCUUGCGGCUCUUGGCCGGGACUCUCACUUACAACACUGAAUUGGUCGAAAUGGUCCGCUACUUGAAGAAGGCCUCUGGUGGCGAUUUGCGAGUCUACCUAGCCACGAACAUCACUGCGCAGGAUUAUGAGAUCCUCAGACCGGCCGUGGAGGCCUGGGAGAUCUUUGACGAUAUAUUCCCUUCGUUUCAGCUUGGAGCUCGAAAACCGGAUGGCAGCUACUACCGGCACUUGCUGGACCAGGGCAAUAUCGAGCCCGAAAGCACACUGCUUGUAGACGACAAGCCGGACAACAUCGUGGCGGCGCGCGUCUUUGGUAUGCACGGCAUUCAGUAUCUCAACAACGACAAGACCAUCGCCAGUGUCAAGAGAGCUUUUGGGGACACAGUCGCCCGUGCAGAAGCUUGGUUGCGGGCUAACGCGAAGACUAUGUGGUCUGAAACCAACAUCGGCGUAGUUCUCCGCGAAGUCUUUGCCCAGCUCCUGAUCUUGGAGAACCUUGGAGAGAGGAGUCUGGUGACCUUGCCAGAAGACACGGACCGAAGAUGGAACUUCUUCGACGGGCAGCCGGCCUUGACAACUGCGGUCUACCCAGACGACCUUGACACAAACGCACUAGCGUUUCGGAACGCUGACGGCAUCAGCGAAGCCACCAAGAAUACAGUGAUGGACGAGAUGUUGACCUACAUGGACGAAGACGGGCUCUUCAACACCUAUUUCGACCGCAACCGCCCACGCCCCGACAUCCACGUGACCGCGAACGUCAUGUGGACUUUCUACUCCCACAAUCGCGGCCACCAGGUCCAGCGCUCGCUGUCCUACAUGUGUGCCGUUGCCCGCACGCGCGCCUACGAGUCGGCCACGCGGUACUAUCUCCACCCGGACUGGUUCUUCUACUACCUGUCCGGGCUCUGCGCGCAGCACAGCGACCUCGGCCACCCGGAGCUCGGCGAGCUCAGGGGCCUGUUGGUCGAGCGCCUCGCGGAGCGCUUCGGGUCCGUCGAGUCCAGCGACCCGUGGAGCCUGGCGAUGCGUCUUGUCGCGGCGGACAGGCUGGGGUUCGACAUGCGCGGGGCCGGCGCGAGGAAGGAUCUGGACAGGCUCAGGGCUGCUCAGCAGGCGGAUGGGUCGUGGAGCGAGCAGCCGUGGAUAUACCGGUAUGGUUCUGGUGUCUUAAUCGGCAGUGUUGGAACCAUCACUGCUCUCGCUGUCCGAGCGCUGAAGGCGGCGGAGGGGAACAGGCUGUGAUGAAGAGCAGGGAGGUGCUGAGCGCAGACUGUGAAGGCAUGAGGAGAAGAUGUCACGACGGGGACGGCUGGAGAGGCUCACAACACUUGGUGCAGCAGGUCAUCGGUUCACCUGUUCGAUACUUUCCUUGCAGGUCUCGUUUUGAAGUUGGAUGAAUUGCAUCGUCGUGAGGUAUACAUACAAUCGAGUUUUCAUUGCCUAAGAUCAUGUCACCACAAUUUAAGUCAUAAAACACAGACGACAAUGCCUCGAA
This is a messenger RNA of Microdochium trichocladiopsis, 1825 nucleotides long. RefSeq names its product HAD-like domain-containing protein. The transcript has 3 exons. Lineage: Eukaryota; Fungi; Ascomycota; Sordariomycetes; Xylariales; Microdochiaceae. The coding region runs from base 1 to 1572 and encodes 523 amino acids. The record is from RefSeq and is a predicted model, not a curated record.